Messenger RNA from Kalmanozyma brasiliensis GHG001, 1383 nucleotides. RefSeq names its product Oxidoreductase putative, C-terminal. Bases 1 to 1383 code for a protein of 460 amino acids. Gene Ontology annotation, molecular function: nucleotide binding. NCBI's taxonomy places the organism in Eukaryota, Fungi, Basidiomycota, Ustilaginomycetes, Ustilaginales. The transcript has a single exon. The record is from RefSeq and is a predicted model, not a curated record.
AUGCGAUCGACUUUUGCUCUCAGGCAAGUCGCCAUCUCGGCCGCUCGCUCGUCGAGCCUGACCAGCGCCCGCGCUGCUGUUGCUGCUCCUCGUCUUGGCUCGCUCUCCUCGACCUUCAAGCGCGAUGCCGCCUUACGCCUCCCCACGGGCGUCAGGGGUCUCGCCUCGGACGCGAUCACCGACUUCGAUCCCCACGCGCCCACCGCCAUGGACAAGAUGGAGCCGCCCAAGCCCGGUGCAGACUUUAACGUCGUCAUCAUCGGCGCUGGUAACAUCAACUUCGGUUCCGACGAAGGGCCCUGGAACCACUCGUUCCGACUCGAGCACAAGCUCGGUCCUCGUCUCAAGGUGACCGCUCUGAUUGACCCUUCGGCUGCUCGUGCCGAAUCGGUGCUCAGCGUCAAGCGCAACUCGUUCGUGCUCUCUGCCUACAAGGACACGAUUGUCUACCCAACCUUCGCCGACUACGUCGCCAAUGUGACACCCGACAAGCGCCCUCACGCCAUCUGGGUCGGCAGCCCUCCUGCCUUCCGUGGUCAGGAACAGCCCGGCCGCGAUCUCGAGAAGAAGCUCAUCGAAGCCUUCCCCGACGUUGGCAUCUUCAUCGAGAAGCCCGUCUCCACCGGUCCCGUCUCGGACGCCCUCAAGAUCGCCCAAAUGCUCGAGAAGGCCGACAACAUCGUCUCGGUCGGCUACAUGCUUCGCUACCUCAAGGUGGUGCAGAAGAUGAAGCAGAUCCUCGAGGAGAACAACCUCAAGGUCAUGGCGACCAACGCACGAUACAUCAUGGCGUACGAGCACACGGAGAAGCUCGACUGGUGGAACAAGGCCAAGUCGUGCGGGCCCAUUGUGGAGCAGGCGACGCACUUUUGUGAUUUGUCGCGCUACUUUGGUGGUGAGGUGGAUCUGAGCACGGUGGCGGCGCAUUCGUUGGAGCACUUUGAGCCUGCGGGUCACCUGAGCAAGAUUCCGAUCGACGAGAACCAGAUUGCGCCCGAGGACAGGAACCCGCGUGUUACGUGUGCUACGUGGAAGUACGAGUCCGGAGCGGUGGGCUCGUUGACCCACGCCAUCGCUCUGCAGGGCUUCAACUACUCGACCGAGCUCGAUGUUCUUGCGGACGGAUACAGCCUGCGUCUUGUGGACCCCUACAACGCUCCGGCGCUCUUCUUCCGUCGCCCCGGUGACGACCACGAGGAGGUGGUGCGCUACCAGAACGACGACCCCUUCUUCUCCGAGGUCAACAAUCUCAUCGACAACAUCGAGAAGGGUAAGGGAUCUGCACCCAUCCUGUCGUCGUACGAGGAUGCCGUCAAGACCUACGCGUUGACCUGGGCCAUCCGCGAGGCCUCCGAGAGGUCGGCUAAGAAGCCUACCAACUAA